CUCCCCCUCCAGUAAAUGGCGCAUUUCCGCAAGUUUGCCAACCCAGGCCCGCUGGGUCUCUCGUCAUUCGCGCUGACGACAUUCGUCCUAAAAUGGGCUCGCCGCCCAAUAUUCGUAUUGGGCCUGGCCUUCUUCUACGGCGGGCUCUGCCAGAUUUUGGCGGGCAUGUGGGAAUUCGCCUCCAACAACACAUUCGGCGCCACGGCGAUUCACCUCGCCGGCGGCAACGUCAAGGCCCACGCCUUGGGCAUUUUCCUGCUGGGCUGGGUCAUCAUGACGUUUAUUUUCUUCCUGGCCACCCUGCGCACCAACCUGGGGCUCUGCCUGCUGUUUGCGUUCCUGGAUAUUACGUUUAUUCUGCUGUGCGCAGGCGACUGGACGGGCAAGAGCGAUGUCACCAAGGCCGGCGGGUACUUUGGCCUGUUCACGGCGCUGAUUGCCUGGUAUAUUGCGGCGUCGGAUCUGAUCAAUACGGGCAACAGCUACUUUAACCUGCCCAAUCCGUCGCUGGCGCCCCGGUCGGUGCGCACGCUGGAUGCCGAGGACGGCUGA
Molecule: messenger RNA, 552 nt
Organism: Linderina pennispora
Lineage: Eukaryota; Fungi; Kickxellomycota; Kickxellomycetes; Kickxellales; Kickxellaceae
Exons: 3
Coding region: 16-552 (178 amino acids)
Cellular component (GO): plasma membrane
Molecular function (GO): acetate transmembrane transporter activity
Source: RefSeq, a predicted model, not a curated record